CUAAUGAGACAUAUUUCAAUCACUCCAAAGAAAAUUUGCCACCCGGAUCCUCAAGAUUUAAGAUUAAUAAUUCGUGUAUAAGAAAAGCCAAGAGGCUCCCCUUCAAGGACGUAAGAUAGAUAAAACUUUUCCAUGACGCUGUGUAAGGGCAACUAAUCAUUAAACAAAAAUCUAUGUGUCCCGAAAGAUAAAGUUCGGAAUCUUUUCUUUUCACUCUGGAACCAUGGGAAAGGAAGUAGAAAGACAGGCAUGGAGUAACAAGGUAGAGUUCUUUCUGUCCUGUGUGGGAUAUGCUGUGGGCUUGGGAAAUGUGUGGAGAUUUCCUUACAAAUGUUACAGGAAUGGAGGAGGUGCAUUUCUUAUUCCAUAUAUUCUUAUGUUGGCAUUAGUUGGUUUACCAUGUUUCUUCCUCGAACUUGCGUUUGGACAGUUUGCAUCAUUAGGACCAUUUACGAUAUGGAGAGCUAGCCCCAUAUUCAAAGGAGUUGGUUUUGCCUCCAUUGCGUUAUCUGUACUUGUGAGCAUCUAUUACAAUGUGAUAAUAGCCUACUCCUUAUUCUACAUGCUUGUGACGUUUGUCAGUUUUGAUGGCGAUGUUCCCUGGGCUACUUGCAAUAAUCCAUGGAACACGCAAUUCUGCAUCACAGAAUCUAUCAGAAUUACAGAAGAUAUGAAUGAAACACAGAAACUUAACAUAACUUUAGGUCGUAUGAAUACUACAUGUGUGGAUAACAUUUUAAACAUGGGUGGCAUGAAUUUUACUGACCUGUCCUACAACUUCACACAGACAAAUCUAUCAACAUGCAGCUAUGUCGGACGUUACAAACUGCCCAGUGACGAAUAUUUCAGUCGGUAUGUUUUGAGACUACACGAAGCCACUGAUUUUGGAGACGUAGGGGGCAUCAGUCUGAAGUUGGCAUUAACCUUGCUUCUAGCAUGGAUAUUUGUCUUCUUUGCAUUAAAGAAUGGAGUGAAAUCAUCCGGAAAGAUCAUAUAUUUUACGGCUCUUUUCCCUUACGUUGUGUUGGUAAUCUUGCUAAUAAGAGGACUUACAUUGGAAGGAUACAUGGAAGGAAUAAAAUUCUACGUCAUACCAAAAUGGGAGAAACUGGCAACACCGCAGGUAUGGGUAGAUGCGGCAUCACAAAUCUUUUAUUCGCUUGGACCAGCAUUUGGAAGUUUACUCACCAUGGCAAGUUAUAACCAAUUUAAAAACAACUGUUACAGAGACGCUAUAUUAGUUGCCGUCAUCAAUUGUGCGACCAGUGUAUUUGCUGGUUUUGUGAUUUUUGCUGUGCUCGGAUUCAUGGCUCACGUGACUAACCAAGAAGUUGGCGAUGUAGCAACUGGAGGUCCUGGGCUUGUAUUUAUCGCCUAUCCAGAGGGUAUUGCCAGAAUGCCUUAUCCACCAAUCUGGGCAUUUUUGUUCUUUUUUAUGUUGCUUUCACUAGGAAUGUCAAGUCAGUUUGCAAUGGUGGAAGCCAUCAUAAGUGCUUUAGCUGAUGAAUUCCCUAGUACACUCAGAAAACAUAAAGCAAAACUUUGUGCUGCAGUUUGUCUUGUACUGUUCUUGUGUGGCCUGCCUUUAGUAACAAAUGGUGGUAUUUGGGUUCUUACUUUAAUGGAUGACUACUCCGGCAGUUACUCUUUGUUGUUUGUGUGUAUGAUUGAAUUAAUUGCUAUCACGUGGGUAUACGGUCAUAAUAGAUUCUUAGAAGAUCUUUACAUGAUGCUUGGCUUUAAGGUGAACUAUUACUGGGUUGCAAUGUGGAAGUUUGUUGCUCCUGUUAUAAUUGUGCUAAUAUUGAUUGCAUCUGGUAUACAGUUUUCACCAUCAGGAUAUGGAGACUAUGUCUUUCCAACCUGGGUUCAAGGUGUUGGAUGGGGACUUGUGUCAAUACCAGUUAUUCUGCUGCUUGGAACUAUGCUUAUUCAGCUCAUUAGAUAUGGCGGUUUUCGAAAUGCCUCCAGACCACAGAAAGACUGGGGCCCAGCUCUACCAGAAAACAGAACAGGUCGAUAUGCAGAUUACUUGGAAGUUGUUUAUGAAACAAAAAAAGAACAUAUACAGAAAAACGGAGUCAUUGAAAUGGACAAAAACGAACCAAAUAUUGUAGAACAAAUGAAGAAAAGACGAGAAAGCGCUCAGUAUAAUAAAGGAUACGAAAUGGACGAAAAACCAGUGGCAGAACAAAAUGGACACACCGUGCAAUCUGAAGAUGAUAAAUUGUGAUUUUGUUUUAAUGUAAAGACGAUAUUUUAACUAAAAGCAUACUCUGUACAUUUCAACUGAUAAAAGAUUUGAUGAUAAAUCAAUGUUUAGCGAACAAAACAUGAAUUAACAUAAAUAUUUCUGUAAAAGUCAUAAUUUUAAUGGAUAAUCUAUUUUAAAAGGUUCUUAAAACUUUCAAAACUACGUUAAAAGCCAGACUACAAUUUCAAGAUUAAGACAAAUCACGCUGAUAUUAAAUUGAUUGUAAAACAAAAAAUUUAACUCACAAAGUUUUAACCACUUAAUGAAUAAUAAUAGCAUUUAAAAUCAAGAAAUUGGUAACCUAUAAAUGUUUUGUAGAUAGGUAUUUUUAAUAAGAAAGAGUUUUUUUUUCAAAUUUGAAAAUCUUUGGAAGGCUUUAAUAUCAAGUGCGAGAAUAAAGGGAAGAUACCACUGUUAUUUAUUAGCUCUAACUGAAGUUGAGUCUACCCAAUAUACUAUCACGUACUACUUCCGAAGUUCGCCGACGAAUUCCGAAGUUUUACGAAGUCAUAAAUGAAACGAUAUGUGUAAUCAAUGCAAGACUUUAUGAAGUUUUGUUUGAUCUUGGUCCCUUCGGGGUUCUGACCAUGACAGAGCACGGGUACAAUAAUUUAAUCAUUAUGUGUCUUCAAAUUUAGUCUGUAUUUUUCUAUAGGGUUGCUCAUUCUUUUUUAAAUAUGUGUUCUUAUUCCUAGUAUUACAAUGUAUUAUUAUUUCAUAAUGUUUUUGUCUUUUGCUGCGUCCCCUUUAGAUAAUGGUUUCAGAUAACCAUUUGAAGAGGGGUGCUACCAGGGUGUUUAUUUACUAAAUCCUGAUUUUGUUUAUUUUUUCCCAUUUCCCACAUGUUUUCCUUACGUUUCCCUAGAUCCCUUUUUGUUUACCCCUAUAUCAUAAACUCAUCACAUUUCCACCUACUAUAUUCCACAUUCAAAAGCGUUUCAUCCCCCUUUGGUAUCCAAAUGUUUCAUGUACAAUAAACUGUCUAUAAGAUGUAAAUUGUACAGUGUUCUAAGUUGUACUAAGCACUUUCUAGUCAAACAACAUUGGCCAAGUCAAUGACUGCAAUAUUUAAUAUGAUAUGAGCGUCACUGGAUAUGAGUGUCACUGAUGAGUCGUAUGUAGACGAAACGCGCGUCUGGCGUACUAAAAUUGUAAUCCUGUUACCUUUGAUAACUAUUAAAUCUUAAUAAGAUAUUUCAAAACAUUAUUACACACAAAUAUUGUCUUUAUAAUGAAUAUUUACUUUACAACAGAUGCAUUUAAGGAAAAUGUGCAUUGUUUGAUGCUAAAAGAAUAUUUUACGGAUAUUCUAAACACUAGCUGGAAGUAUUUAAGACAAUAUUAGUAGUAAAUUAUUAUAGCAAACACACUGUACUGUACCAGUAAUUUGUUUUAUUUGUUAAUUUUUAAUAAAUAUUUCAUGUUUAUAGAUGACGAUGACAUUAAAGACUGUAUUCAAGAUCUGGUUCCAUAGAAAAUGAUUAUAUUACCAAAAAAUUAUAAAAUUAAUGGGUGCAAUAUUAUAUGCACUCUUUUGUUGCAAAUAAAUAUCAAAAUUUAAAGAA
Mytilus trossulus (common blue mussel) is the source of this 3819-nucleotide messenger RNA. RefSeq names its product sodium-dependent proline transporter-like. The record is from RefSeq and is a predicted model, not a curated record. Bases 224 to 2233 code for a protein of 669 amino acids. Gene Ontology annotation, cellular component: plasma membrane. The transcript is spliced from 15 exons. NCBI's taxonomy places the organism in Eukaryota, Metazoa, Mollusca, Bivalvia, Mytilida, Mytilidae. Gene Ontology annotation, biological process: sodium ion transmembrane transport.